CUGAUAUUGAUUGCGCUUUCUUUACCAGCUAGCGAAGUCCAUACAGGCGAAUCUACGAGAGAAGAGCUUAGACAAAGCCACCCAAAGUAUAGAAAGAUUGAAAAGCAAAAAGAAAGUCAUUUGAGGAAUAUGGCGGAAGCAGGUGCAAAGUCUACACGAGCCAAUAAUCAUUACUUGGAAGCUCAUACCUCAAUAUGUGCUCCUUUUGCGGCUUCUUUAUACUACGAUCAACAAAAGUACUAUGAUCAUAAAUACAAUUCCCAUCAAAAGAAAGCAACGCAAGCAAUGACGGAUCUUAAGCAGAUCGAAGCCGUACAUGGACAAAGAACGCAACAUCCACCAAUGUGGAAGUUCAGCGUAAAAAUGAUGCACGUCCUCCUCUUGAUUUUGUACUGCUCAAUGCUUAUGACGAACGCUUUACCUGCCAAGAAGACAGAGCUUGAAUCAGCAACAAAAAUUGCUCAAAAGCAUGAGAACUCGGCAAACAAGUACAAGGCAAAAUCAGACAAUGCUUACAGGAAGUUUCAAAAUUCUUGUCUUGAAUACGAUAAACAUAAUAAGAAGGCUUCUAUGGCUCGUAUUAAGGUGAACGACUUGAAUGGAAUACCCAGACGAACGCCUACGCCGAUUGUAGAGGAAGUUGCCAAAGAGGAAUCCCAACACCCACACCCACAAACAACAAAGACUGAUGCUCAUCAUCCGAGCACAUCUAGUCAAGAAAUUCUGCUUGCUGAAAGCUCACCUCCUUCGCCGUUAUCGCGCACCUUGAGUCGUGGUAAAACACCGGUCCAUGCUUCUCGUCAUUGA
Messenger RNA from Meira miltonrushii, 807 nucleotides. RefSeq lists its product as uncharacterized. The record is from RefSeq and is a predicted model, not a curated record. The annotation marks the transcript as partial. The transcript is spliced from 3 exons. Lineage: Eukaryota; Fungi; Basidiomycota; Exobasidiomycetes; Exobasidiales; Brachybasidiaceae.